Fulvia fulva is the source of this 1341-nucleotide messenger RNA. RefSeq lists its product as uncharacterized. Bases 1 to 1341 code for a protein of 446 amino acids. NCBI's taxonomy places the organism in Eukaryota, Fungi, Ascomycota, Dothideomycetes, Mycosphaerellales, Mycosphaerellaceae. The transcript has a single exon. The record is from RefSeq and is a predicted model, not a curated record.
AUGGACGACAUCGAGAUCCAGAGACUACCGCUGAACACAGCACCAACAGCGAGACUGAACGCCUACAAUCGACAUGCCUUGGCUCCCUGGAUAGGCGAGACAGGCUAUCUCACCCCGGCGUAUCUUCAUCGCAGGGAGCAAGAGCGCAUUCCGUUCAACAUGGCGCGUUGGCUGAGUGCCGAGAUCUCGAAGCACAUGCUACACGAACCGACCAGAACCCUAAGACUUAACAAGUCACAGAUCACGAGGCUGCUAAAAGUCGCGGCGAAGAGCGACUACUCAACCUCAAAGGCAUCACAGUAUCUCCACGAGCUUCAACUCAUCGCGUUCUCAUCCCCACCAUUGCCAAAAUCUCGCGAGGGAUACUUCAUCCGUCUCAGCGAGAGCAGUCCGAAAGAUGUCGAUGACGGCAACCUCCAACCGGUACACACCAAGACCGAGGCAUUUCUGAAGACUGUCUGCUCGAAGCGCGCGGUGCAAGCACUGCUGACUCUGCACGCAAACGAUGAGAAUGAUGCGAUCGACAACGUGCUCUACUUCUUCCCAUACCACACCACCCUCGACCGCCUCAGCGAGUGGCGCUGCUACAUCCACUCAAACGAAGUCGUCGUCAUAAGCCAAAGCCGAUUCUACCAAGCUCAUCAUCCUGGGGUGGAGGAUGGCAGCCUGCGAGAGAUGGUGCAGCAGAUCAGAGCACUUUGGCAUGAAAUUGGCCCUACUCAGGGGUUCACAGAAUGCCUCCUGGACGUAUAUGCAGAAGUACACAAGCCCGACUUUCAGGUCAAGCUGAUUGAGGUCAACCCCUACGGCCCACAUUGCGGAAGUGAAAGUCUGCUAUUCCACUGGGUCGACGAUGCGGCAAUUCUCCUGCCAGAUGCAGAACCGACUAAGACGAUACUGCGACUUGUCGACCCGGAAAGCGACUCUACCCACAAGCUCGGCCGCAAAGAAGCAUACGAGAUCGGCCGCGCCGACAUAAUUCAGGAUGAAUUCAAUAUCACACUGAACCGCGGCCUCGGGUGGAUACUGCUACCCCACGAGCAUCGCCGCUUCAUGCGCCUCAAAGUCCCAGGACAAGACUUCGUGACGAGGAAAGAAAGACUGGAGCGCUUCCGUGAUGGCUACGAAGGGUCGUGGGCGGAGAGGAAGACACAGCCUCUGUAUAACGUACCACCAGAGGACCAUCCGCGGCUCAAGAAGCUUCAGAAAGCGUGCGUGGAGUGGCAAGAUUAUAUGACGGAUCCGGAGGUGAAUUAUGGAGCUGGGGCGGAUGAAGUCAUGUAUCAUACCUUGUAUCAGAGCCUUGGAGGCUUUAGAGUGGCGUACCUUCGAAUGGAGUAA